ACAAGCCCUAAUUUCUCCGAGAAGAAGAAGACGAGUAGAGAGUAGCAGACAUGUCGAUCGCAGUCGAAGGACGUCAGGGGCGGGCGAUGGACGCGUACGAGAAGCUGGAGAAGGUCGGGGAAGGAACGUACGGCAAGGUUUACAAGGCGCGGGAGAAGGCCACCGGCAAGAUCGUCGCUCUCAAGAAGACCCGCCUCCCCGAGGAUGACGAGGGCGUUCCUCCCACCACGCUCCGCGAGGUCUCCCUCCUCCGCAUGCUUUCCAUCGAUCCCCAUGUCGUCAGGCUUUUGGAUCUGAAGCAAGACCAGAACAAGGAGGGGCAAACCAUUCUCUACCUAGUCUUUGAGUACAUGGACACGGAUCUGAAAAAGUACAUCAGAAGUAUCCGCCAGAGUCAUGAAAUGAUGCCACCAAUGACUGUUAAGAUUUUGAUGUAUCAACUCUGCAAAGGAAUUUCAUUCUGUCAUGGUCAUGGAGUGUUGCACAGGGAUCUUAAACCUCACAAUCUUUUAAUGGACCGCAAGACUAUGAUGCUAAAAGUUGCGGAUCUUGGACUCAGUCGUGCUUUCACCAUUCCCCUCAAGAAAUACACGCACGAGAUCCUAACCCUGUGGUAUCGAGCUCCAGAAGUGCUACUUGGUGCCACACACUAUUCGACACCGGUUGAUAUGUGGUCAGUUGGCUGUGUGUUCGCUGAACUAGUCACAACCCAGCCACUGUUUGCUGGUGACUCCGAGCUGCAACAGCUUCUUCACAUCUUCAGGUUACUUGGUACGCCAAAUGAAGAAGUUUGGCCAGGAGUAAGUAAACUAGCAAAUUGGCAUGAGUAUCCACAGUGGAGCCCGAAGGAUAUUUCAUCAGCUGUACCUGGCCUUGAUCCCAAUGGGCUAGACCUUCUCUCGAAGAUGUUGAAGUAUGAACCCUCAAAGAGGAUUUCUGCUAAGAAAGCUAUGGAACACCCCUACUUUGAUGAUGUAACUAAGGCUUGCUACUGAGUUUUAUCUGAGGAAGCUUUCUUUUCUCUGAGAAAGCUUUGUUGCUCAAAUUAACAAACACGGUUGUGGUGACCAGUUGUAGUAUCUUUAGAUGUGUAGGUCUUCUCGAGCAUUAUAUUUGGAAUUUGGAGGAGCAUUGUAAUUGUUCUUUAGUCAUUCAAUCUAACCAGGGUAUUGUUUCUUAAGCACAGUUUGAUCUCUGUGAUAUGGAAAGGUAAGAUUGUUUAUUGGUAC
Messenger RNA from Zingiber officinale, 1229 nucleotides. Its product is annotated as cyclin-dependent kinase B2-1-like. The record is from RefSeq and is a predicted model, not a curated record. The transcript has 8 exons. Lineage: Eukaryota; Viridiplantae; Streptophyta; Magnoliopsida; Zingiberales; Zingiberaceae. Gene Ontology annotation, molecular function: cyclin binding; cyclin-dependent protein serine/threonine kinase activity; ATP binding. Gene Ontology annotation, biological process: protein phosphorylation; regulation of gene expression; signal transduction. Gene Ontology annotation, cellular component: cytoplasm; cyclin-dependent protein kinase holoenzyme complex; nucleus. The coding region runs from base 51 to 995 and encodes 314 amino acids.